This is a messenger RNA of Funneliformis geosporum, 1017 nucleotides long. The record is from the annotation of a GenBank genome assembly. Lineage: Eukaryota; Fungi; Glomeromycota; Glomeromycetes; Glomerales; Glomeraceae.
AUGUCUGCGUCAAAUGGAUUGUAUGAGUCAUGGAUUGAGAACGCCAUAAGUAAUCAACAUAUUCAGCUUUUUAGCCAUGGAGAUUUUAAAAAUAAGGAUAAUUGCGGAAAAGGUGGAUUAGGUCAAAUCAAGCGUGCUGAUUGGCAAUAUUUAGAUGGAAAAGUAGCAUUAAAGGAAUUAUUGGAUUACAAUAUUAAAAGAUUCGUACAAGAGGUGAAAAUGCAUAUCUCAUGUCAUUGGAGCGAAUAUGUUGUACGUUUCUUUGGAUUGACAAAAGAAUCUCCAAACAAUAAGUACAUGAUGGUUAUGGAAUAUGCCAACUUUAAAAGUCUUCGAAAUUUUUUAAAAGUUAAAGGCGUAACAAACAUCGAUUGGGAGGUCAAAUUUAAACUUUCGCUUGACAUAGCCAAAGGGCUUAAUUGCCUACACUCUCGUAAAAUCAUUCAUCGUGAUUUGCAUACUGAUAAUAUAGUAAUAAAUCAAAUAUUUUGGAAGACAAGUUGUUGUCAACCGGAAUUUAUAGCAAAAAUCACAGAUUUUGGGGAAGCAAUAUUUAAGGAUGAGAUUUUGAAUGAAAACGGCGGUUUUGGUCAGCCUGAAUUCACAGAUCCCAAUUAUUUAGAUCGUGGGAUAAAAAGAGAUGAAAGAUCGGACAUUUAUGGUUUGGGAGUUAUUUUUUGGGAAAUUUCAUCCGGUAAAAUGCCAUUUGAAAAAUAUGCUCGUGACUCUGGGAACGAUAUUUUACUUUUAACAAUUCAGAUAAUAAGUGGAAAACGUGAAAAGGUACCUGAAGAAACUCCAGAAUGUUAUUCGCUACUCUAUCGAGAUUGUUGGAACCUUGAUCAAAGUAAACGACCGACACUUGAAAAAAUUAUCAAGGUUUUAAAUAAAUCUGUUUCCAAUGCGGAAGAUAUAGAAGAUGCCAGUACUCUGAGCUUUGAUGAAGAAACUAACAAUGAAUCGGAUAAUAAUGAAUUGAAUAUUGAAUAUUUAGGUUUCUUAAUUAAGGAUACUUAA